CGCUAAGACUUGGAAAGGGUUGUAAGCCAGUCGAGGCACGUCGUCCUAAUCAUUAGUUCCAGCUGUAUUCCUCGCCGCCAGUCUGUAAGACCUGCACCGGAACCAUCCAACAAUGCAGAACCAUCGUGGACAUCCUUCUGUCACGAUCCCGCAACGGUCGCGGUCACCGGCGUACCAUCCCCCCGAAGUCUACUCACCCUACCCCUUCGAAGCGGGCUCGCUGUCUUCCGAUAACAUACUCAGCGCAUGGGACGCGACACCGACUGCAAGACGCCCCUCAGCAACUCUCGAAGUCCCGGAUAGACCGCUCAGCCGCGCACGCAGCACGUUUACAUCGUCAACCGGCUCAUCCUCCCAGCCUGAAAUACACCGAUCUACCUCUCAGAGGUUGAGUGUCCAACCUAACAGACAUCGAUUAAGCAAGUCGGAAACCGUUCUCACUGGAAGGUCGCCGGAGGACGAUUAUGUGGCUCGCUCGUAUACUCCUGCGACAGCAGUUCCGUCUUUCGAACUUAGUCCCGCUCGGAGCACGGAGGACUCGCCUGACUCCAAAGUCAACAAACUUACACGAGAAUUAUCAAACAUGACUCUCCAAUCCGAAGAGGGUUUAAAGCGUUUUCAAAAUGGCUCUUUAGAUGAAAAAGAUGAAGCGUGGCACUCUCUCGUCCCGCCCGAGGCGCGUGAUGCCCUUGGAAAACGCGAGGUGGAGCGCCAAUGCGUUUUGUUUGAGGUUUUCAAGUCAGAGCGGGACUACGUGUACGACCUGCACGUCAUUCGGGAUGUUUUCGUCGAACCCUUGAGAUCUGCUUCACCGCCCGUUAUAUCGCCUAGUGAACGCCUUCAAACCUUUCUCUCCACGGUUUUUUGGAACUUAGAACAAAUCAUAAACCACCAUAACCGACUCGUGGAAGCUCUGUUCGCUCGACAACGAGAGCAGCAUCCAUUGGUACAGAGUGUGUACGACAUUAUCCUUAAAUCCUUCUUCCAGUUUAGGCUCGACUACGAGUCUUAUAUCGAGCACUACCCGCUGGCAGAACAACGGCACCGCACAGAACUUAAUCACAACAAGGCUUACCAAAACUUCAUGCAGUGCUGCUCUAGGGAUCCUCGUACCAAGAAACGCGAUUUAGUCACAUUCUUAUCGCGACCAGUCACUCGCCUUCCUCGGCUCAAUCUAAUUCUCGAACACCUACAGAAGCAGACUGAAUCCGAUCACCCGGACGCCAAAGAUCUGCCUGUCGUUCUAGGCGUCCUCAAUGACUUCUUGAAGAGCACGCAGCCUGGCAUUGCAGCAGCAGAGAGCAUGGUCAAAUUCUGGAACUUGUGUGACAGCCUCGCGUUUAACAAGGGGGAAAUCAUAGAGUUGGCUUUGCACAAUGAUGCGCGUUGCCUGGUUCAUGCCGGCACUCUGGCACGACGAUCAAAGUCGGACAUGGACUGGAACCCGUGGUACGACCUCCACGUCGCAUUACUGGAUAACUUCCUCCUGAUAACAAAAGAAGAGAGAUUGUCUGGUGACGCUAUCAGACGUCUGGUCGUUUCAAGGCCUAUCCCUUUGGCGUACCUCCGGCUUGGCAGUUUUGACGGUCCCCCGGAGAACAGGAAGGAGAGACCCGAGGAAGGGAGCUUCCUACGAGUUUCAUAUAGACCAAUGUAUCCAUUCACGGUGUAUCACGCGUUUGAAAAAGCUACCCGUAGGUACACACUGUAUGCAUCAACAGAAGCAGCGCGGACAAAGUGGCAUGAGGCCCUGGUCAACACGAAGGCAGUAGAAGAUGCAAGGCGAGAGGGAAACCAAUUUUUCGUAUCCCAGGUCGUAGAUGACGGCACUUUCCGCGUACCUGGCCCUCGAAGUGGACGUUCCAGGAAACCUCCUUCUGGAAGAGUCGUUCAUGCGGUCCCCUUUAUCGCCAGUGGGGGGAAGAAAUUCAUGGCAAUUUGUUGUGCAUCCGGCAUAUUCAUUGGCCGUCGAGGUGAAACGUUCCGUAAAAUUCUCUCUUACGAAGACGCGAAGCGCAUCAUCGUUUUGCAAGACUUCAACAAGGUUUUGAUCCAUCAUGGCGGUUAUCUACUUUCGUACUCUCUCGAAGUGCUUGCCCGGGUGGUUCAAUACCAGUCACCUGCCAGUGCUCUAGAUGCAUCCCUUGAAACCAUUGCAGGGCAAGAGGGAGCCGUUGUCUGCUGUGAGGCCGGAAAAGUAAAAGACCGCACUAUUGUGGUCUUUGCUGUCAAAGGGUUCCUACAUACCAAUGUCUAUUCCGUUGAGGUUCACCGUCCCAAUGAUCUAGGGAUAAGAUCUCAGUGGACUCUACAACUCCCUACGCUGUCUUUCCGUCCCUAUGGCGAGGGCUUCUACAUUCCGCAAGACGCUUACUCGAUCACGACUUUGACCAAGACGAUCGCCGUUGCUACGGACCGCGGAAUUGUGAUUGCUGAUCCACAGAAUACCGGAAGAACGAUCAUCUCCAUAGUUCCGGACUUUUCGGGUGCCCCUUCGAAUUCAGCCACGGAUGACUUGAAGGCUCGUUGCGAAGCCGCCCGCCCGCUUGGACUCGUGCCUUGUGACGCAUCAGAGUUGAUGGUAAUCUAUGACACUAUGGGUUGUUACAUUACGAAGCACGGGCAACCGUCCCGAAAUUCCAGUUUUGUGCGUUGGGAGAUCAAAGCGGAUUCGUUCUUGCACCGCGCACCUCACGUCUUGCUGUUCUGCUCCGAGUUCAUUGAAGUUCGCAACGUGCAAUCAGGGAGACUUGACCAGGUCAUCGAGGGUGCGGACAUUCGACUGCUAUACGCCCCAAGCGUGCGCUCGGUUUCCCCUCUGGUUGCGUGGCGUGGAGGGAAAGAUGACGAAGAUGGUUUGAGUGAGCAGAUCGUAGAGCUUAUCGAUACAGAGGAAAUUACACCCGUGACACCGGCUUCAGGGGCUUUCGCAAAUCUAGACGUUUGGGACGAAUGGGAAAUGUAGUGUAGUAGGAAUGAUAUGAU
This is a messenger RNA of Pisolithus orientalis, 2985 nucleotides long. RefSeq lists its product as uncharacterized. The record is from RefSeq and is a predicted model, not a curated record. The coding region runs from base 113 to 2965 and encodes 950 amino acids. Gene Ontology annotation, molecular function: guanyl-nucleotide exchange factor activity. NCBI's taxonomy places the organism in Eukaryota, Fungi, Basidiomycota, Agaricomycetes, Boletales, Pisolithaceae. The transcript is spliced from 16 exons.